AUGGCUAGUGCCCUCCGCCAGAGAGCCGCCGCUGUCAAGGCAGACUUGGCCGCCAAGCGCAAGCCUUCGGGCUGGGUUCUCCCCCGUGAGACGGCCUCGUUUGCCGAAGAGGGGACUUGGCGUGAGGCCAUCCUGUCUAUCAUCAUCGGCAGCCUUGUGUGCACCGUUCCCCUCGUGCUCAACGGCUUCAUCGGCGCCCGACUCCAUGUUCCAUAUCCUAUCGCGGCGAGGGCGUCUUUUGGAUGGUACUUUGCACGAUUCGCCGUUGUCACACGAGCCGUCACAGCCCUGUUCUGGCACGCCAUCCAGACUUACACAGGCUCAACUGCCAUGACGCAGAUGAUACGCGCCAUUUGGCCCUCAUACCUAGAUAUUCCCAACCACAUCCCAGAGUCGGUCGGCAUCACCACUCAGCAGAUGGUCAGCCAUUUGAUCUUCUGGAUCGUGCAGUUUCCUAUUCUGCUUAUACCGCCUCACAAGCUCAAGUGGUUCUUCGUCACCAAAGUCGUUCUUGUCCUCAGCACUUCUACCGCAGCCGUCAUCUACAUGACCUCUCGAGCGGGGGGCACUGGUGAUAUCUGGGACCAACCCUACCAGGUCCAUGGCUCGGCUCGCCGCUGGCUCAUCCUCUCUAGCAUAUCCAGCAUCACCGGUGGUUGGUACGUCAGCUACGUGCCCCUUCAAAUAUCCCUCGCUGACAUCAGUAGGGCUACUAUCGCAGUGAACAUCAGCGACUUUACGCGCUACCUCAAGAAACCCGGAGGCGUGUACUAUCAGAUCGCCUUCCUGCCGCUCAUCCAGCUCCUCGUCGGCAUCUUUGGUAUAAUCUGCUGCUCAGCCUCCCGUGUGGUCUACGGCGAGUACAUCUGGGACCCUCUUGACCUGGCCUCGCGGUGGGAUGGCGCGGGUGGCCGUUGCUUCGCCUUUUUCUUCGGCCUCGGCUGGUGCAUUGCCCAGAUCGGCACAAACCUGUCGGCAAACGUCAUCUCCUGCGCCAACGACCUCACGAGUCUCUGCCCCAAGUACAUCAACAUCCGCCGCGGCGUCGUCAUCACGACCAUCACAGCAGCCUGGAUCAUGCAGCCGUGGCAGAUCAUCCACUCGGCCGCGUCGCUGCUUUCCUUCAUGAGCGGCCUCGGCAUCUUCCUCGCGCCCAUUGCCGCGCUGCUCGGUGCCGACUACUGGCUCGUCCACCGCCAGCGCCUCGAUGUCCCGGGCCUGUAUCGAGCUCACGGGCGCUACCGGUACAACAAGGUCGGGACAAACUGGAGGGCUGUCAUUGCGUUCCUCGUCAGCGCCGUGCCGAACAUUCCUGGACUAGCAGCGCAAGUUGAGCCAUCGCUGAAGAAGAGCAUCGGGGGCGCCGACAAGAUUUAUUACAUGUUUUAUUUCUGGGGAUUCACGAGUGCUUUUGUCGUGUACGUUGCGCUGUCGCUCGUCUUUCCGGCGAGGGAGACUAUGAUUCCUGAAACGAUCUAUGAUGAUGGGGAAGUCCUCGAGGGGACGUACGGACCAAAUGAGAGGUCUGGCGACACGGAUAGUGCACAUGAGAAGAGUCACGUUGACGUGGGGCGGAAGGCGUAG
Molecule: messenger RNA, 1584 nt
Organism: Verticillium dahliae VdLs.17
Lineage: Eukaryota; Fungi; Ascomycota; Sordariomycetes; Glomerellales; Plectosphaerellaceae
Product: allantoin permease
Exons: 4
Coding region: 1-1584 (527 amino acids)
Biological process (GO): nucleobase transport; transmembrane transport
Cellular component (GO): plasma membrane
Molecular function (GO): nucleobase transmembrane transporter activity
Source: RefSeq, a predicted model, not a curated record